AUGUGUGACCUUUAUACGCUUGUCUGGGUCUACCCUUCUUUUUGUCACAGUUGUGUGUGGUAUCCUGGAGAAAGUUUUACUUUGGCUAUGAAGAUCUUUUCAUAUGCUCAGAUAAUACCUUUGCUCGCUCUCUGUAAUAAACCUCCUGUAGUUUCGAAAAAGUCCAAGUUAUGUGGCAAUGAAUUGUGUGACGAGGUUCUUUUCAAAACGAGAGUGAAAAGAGCGAUGAGCUCUAAUCAUGAAGCAUUUUUACCCCUCGUUGAAGGUGAUGUAGUCGACGUCACAGCCGUGAAGUUCAGUGACCGCACUGAUCUUAUGGAAGGGAUGUUGGUUGAUGGAAGAAAGGGAAACGUUUAUGUUGGCGCGAUUGAUCUAGGACCAUAUGUUGAGUUUCUGCGAAGUGCAAUAGAAAUGAGAAAAGAACUGAAGGAAAUGAGCCAGGAUCGCGUAGAUUUUGGCUCCAGGAAAGUCCUUGGUACUAUUCGUGCAGAUUUGCAUCUAGUGCGCGACUACAAUGUGCAAGCUCGUCAAUACGCUCAGGAACAAAACAUUCCCAAACCCGAAUUUCUUCCUCUACCUGCUGAUGCAAACAUAAAUAUAGGUCAUAUGUAUAAAGACGUGGGCAGCCACAGCCGUGUACACGGUCAUGGUACAGGAAACGUCCUUGACGACAUUUCCUACGAAGACUCUCAAAAUUCUCGCUUCCACAGAAGUAAUGAUGAGGCUGAUAUGCAGGGAAGCGCUUAUACAAAGCGUAUUCUUGAUGAUUCUCCCAGGCAAUAUUCUACUGAAGAGUUCUCCAGUGUGCUUGCCAAUAAUGAUUUAAACAAUGUACUGCCCAACGGACGGUCUGCCGAUAUCGUUGGUUACGAAUCUGCUACUGAUUUACAUGGUCCAAAUCAAAGCAAUGCUGAUGACAUUUCUCCCCAAGAUUCAUCUGUUGUCAUUGUGGCACGAUCUGAGGAGUCUCGUAUCGAGCAUAUGGCUCGAGUUAAACCCUCGCAGCGUUCUACUCCGAUACCACCGACUGUUUCAACAUUCGCAGAAACUGCGGAAGAAAAAAUGGAUACCGAUUCAGGUGCAAAUGUUCCAGUAAGCAAUAAAUUUCAUGAAGGCGAUCUCCCACCCCUGGACAUAACUCAAAAAAUUCCUCUUGAUAUCGUUGCAAGGAACUUAGAAAAGGAAGAGACAUCAUUACCUUUCACAUAUGGAAUGGUUUCACCACCGUCUACAAGGACAGCUUCUCAGCUUCAUCCUGAUAUUGUCAGUGAAGGAUCCGAGGUGUCCUCUCACGAGGCUUUCGAGAACUGUGGACAGGAGGAAUGCCGCAGGGGACAAGAAUCUCUGUCAUCUGGAGCAAAAACACCUGUGUCACUUGAGGAACAGCUAGAGCAAGAUGUAACAGCGAAACCCGUUCAUACCAGAAGUAUUGCAAAGUCAGAGUACUCAAAGGAGAGCACAAUCGAAUUGGCACCAGAUUAUAGUGAUGCAGUUGAUAAUUUCUUGGUGUCGAUUGCUGAUGGCGUUAGGGCAGUACCGUUUCUGGCUCUAGCAGAUACUACCGGGAUGAGUUUCAUCCUCCAUUUCGCAUUCAUGUUGGUAGCUGUUGUCGCCCAUUUCAUUCCGUACUUCGUAUCAAAUGCCAGUGAUUCUACUGUCUUCGAUGGGAUGGUCGCACAUGAUCUUGGAACGAAAUGCAGGUUAUUGGAAGAGCAAAAUAAAAUAAAGGAGAAGGAACUGAGCCGGCACGAGUUCUUGGAAACUGAAAUCCAACGAAUGCAGCAGGAACUGCAGUCUGCAGAAACCAAACUUGCAGUGGAACGAAAUCUUGUGCUAGAGGCAGAGCAACGUAGCGCAAACUGUGAACGUGUGCUUAAGGAUUCGGAGCUAGCUCACUCAUGUGCCGUGGGCGAUCUUCUGGCCCUACGAGAGACAGUAAUACAGCUUGAAAAGAAUCUAAAUGACGAACGUCGUGUCAAAGAAGAAACUGCCUUUGAAUUAGCUGGACUGAGGAAGAGUGUAACGAAACUUCAGAGCGAACUUGACUCCGUUAAUGAUGAAGUAGAGAGGCUAAAGUUACUAAAAAACAGUCUUGAUCUUGAAAAUGCAACACUAUCUGCAAUGAUUGAAGAAAUGGACAAAUGUAGAAGAGAAGCGAGUGCCAGAGACUCAGGUGGGUCGGGAGGGUGGUCUGACUUCGAAGAUGACAUUCCUGGAGACGCUGAUGAUGAAAAAGAAAGGACGCCGAACUCAUCAACCGCAAAACUUCCUGUCCUUGUUGCUAGCUCUGAUGUGCGUGAAAUCGCUAAACUACGUGCACAACUGAAAAGAUAUGAGCAAGAAGUGGAAACUACUCGAAGUGCUCUCGAAUCUGAGAAAGAGGAACGUCAUCGCAUGGAAUCGGAACUAAGGUCCUUUAAGAAAGAAUUGGAAAAGAAAGCGAAAGAAGUGGAAGAUCGCGAACGAGAACGUGCCAGAGCUGACGAGCGUUGCAAUGAGCUUUUAGCCAUCAUGAAAGACAAUAACUCGAAAAUAAGGGAUGCCGAAUUGUUUAUUGCCACUGAACAGCGUGAAGGCUUGAUGAAUGAUGCUAUGCUUCUGCCUCCAACCUUUCGCCAAGCUCUGUACAGAAGUAGGCAUGCUUCCUGA
Necator americanus (New World hookworm) is the source of this 2649-nucleotide messenger RNA. RefSeq lists its product as uncharacterized. Bases 1 to 2649 code for a protein of 882 amino acids. The transcript is spliced from 21 exons. The record is from RefSeq and is a predicted model, not a curated record. Lineage: Eukaryota; Metazoa; Nematoda; Chromadorea; Rhabditida; Ancylostomatidae.